CAGGAAGGAUACAUUCGGGUUGCGAAUUGGCACCAUGGAAAGUUCCAUUUCGUUAGGAAAUUGGGUAGUGGACAGAACCUGUAUAUCAGCUGCCUCGAGAUCCUGAUGACCCUACUCCUGUCGGUACUGGCGGUGAAAUAGAGAUCUGGUCAUGCACUCCCGGAAUUGAGAAGUACGCUUUUCCCAUCUCAGUCAAUCGCGUUGAGUCAACGUAUUAGCUCGUAGUUAUACUUUCCACGGCCUUUGUUAUUCUUAACUCCAUUCCGUGGCCUCAUGCAGGGACGAUGAGUAUGAUUGAUUGAGUUCCUUAUAAAUUUGAGCUUCCUCCUACUCGAACUUUUCUAUUCACCACCUUUGACACACACUUCCGAUUCAGAAAAUUUCUAAUUACCACCUUUGUCACACUACCAUCUUCAAACAUGGCUUACACAUUGCCUAGCUCCAUCAAGCCAUUUACACUUGAAAUCUUGGAUGAGGACUUUGCCAGGUUUAGACAGCUCCUGGAAUUGUCCCGUAUUGGUCCUCUUAUCUAUGAAACAACUGAACAAAACGGCCCCAAGUUUGGAAUUACGCUUGAGUGGAUUACCAAAACGAAAGAUUAUUGGCUCCAUGAGUACGACUGGCACGCUCAAGAGAAGUACAUUAAUUCGUUUCCCAAUUACACCAUCGAGAUAGAGUGUCUUAACGUUCAUUUUGUAGCCUUAUUUUCGGAAAGGGAGGAUGCUGUGCCAAUUACUUUGCUUCAUGGCUGGCCUGGCAGCUUCAUUGAAUUCCUCCCCAUGGCAACUCUAUUGAGAGAGAAAUAUUCACCAAAAGACCUGCCAUAUCAUGUUAUCAUCCCAUCGGUUCCAGGAUACACCCUCAGCGAUGGGAGUCCUCUUGAUAAGGAAUGGCGCGUGUCAGAUUCAGCUCGAGUCUUGCACAAGUUAAUGAUAGAGCUGGGUUUUGAGAAGUACAUUGCGCAUGGUGGAGACGUGGGCAGUUUUCUUGCGACAACAAUGGCAGUUAAUUAUAAGCAAUGUGUCGCUUUGCAUUUAAACUUCUUCCCCUCCUUUACCAUUCCUGAAGAAGGUUCUAAUGGAAAGGAGUUGUCUAGCUUUGAGAAGAAAGUUAUAGAGAGGGCUAAAGUUUGGGCGGAAGAAGGCAACGGUUAUGCCAUCGAACACGGUACUCGUCCAGCGACGAUCGGACUUGCCAUUAAUUCAAAUCCACUCUCCCUUUUGGCAUGGAUCGGUGAGAAAUUUAUAGAGUGGUCUGACCAGACUCCUUCUCUUGAUGAGAUCUUGACCAAUGUCUCACUGUACUGGUUCACGAAUAGUUUCCCGCGUUCUAUCUACCCCUAUCCGCCAAUAUUUAACAAAUCUGUCGAACCUGUGCCAGAAUUUCCUUACAUUGUCAAGCGUCUCGGAUUCUCUUGGUUCACUGUUGAAAUAAACCCGGGGUUUGAAAGUGCGAUUGCAAAGCGAGGGAAUUUGGUAUUUCAUAGAACACAUAAUAAGGGUGGCCAUUUCGCAGCAAUAGAAAGACCCAUCGAAAUGUUGCAGGACAUUGAAGAUUUUACACAUGUCGUGUGGCAGGUAUAAUACUGCAAUCUUCAACUUAGUAUUGCGAAAAUGGUUACUGGCUGUAGGUCAUGGGAUAUAUUGAUAGCAAUUGAAUUGUAUCAAGCAUUAGAUGACAGCUUCAAACUCCCAAUAUGCUUCAUUUGAAGUGAGGAGUGCUUACAUGUGUCGAGAUCUGGGCAAGGUGUGAUAUGCUGCAAUCGGGGAAGCUUUGUAGUUGUCAGUUACUUGUUGUUCAUGAAGUCUACGACUGUGUAGUAAGAGACAAGAUGAGAGACACUGCUAAUAGCGAUGCCAAUGACGUUCUUCACAGAGCUUUCCUUUGGAAGCGACAAGAGCCUACGAGAGACAUUAUCAAAGAAUUUUCGGCGGCCUUGCCGAGGAGGCUUCUGGAAUCAAACAUUGAUGCCACCAUAGUAAGGCGGAAUAAUAUCAGUGAUAGUCAUUGGGAUAUUAUAUAGAAGUAUGAUUCUAGACUCUCAGUAUCUGUCAAAUCAAUCUGCUGAUAAUCAUUGCUUGAGAAUCUCCGAGUGGAUGAGAGUUGAUAACAAAUCUGAAGAUUGACACCUUAGUAACUACCUAGGUAAACGUCGAAUGACUCUGCUUACAAGUGGGAUCAUUGAAAAAUCAUUACCCUAUCCGAAAUCAUUACAAGGAAUGCGGGGAACAAUAUGAAGAAGAUGUAGCUGGGUUUGGACAGAGAAUCUCCGAUCUCCGAAAG
This is a messenger RNA of Botrytis byssoidea, 2283 nucleotides long. RefSeq lists its product as uncharacterized. NCBI's taxonomy places the organism in Eukaryota, Fungi, Ascomycota, Leotiomycetes, Helotiales, Sclerotiniaceae. Gene Ontology annotation, biological process: epoxide metabolic process. The transcript is spliced from 3 exons. Gene Ontology annotation, molecular function: epoxide hydrolase activity. The record is from RefSeq and is a predicted model, not a curated record. The coding region runs from base 420 to 1583 and encodes 387 amino acids.